Molecule: messenger RNA, 6827 nt
Organism: Chinchilla lanigera (long-tailed chinchilla)
Lineage: Eukaryota; Metazoa; Chordata; Mammalia; Rodentia; Chinchillidae
Gene: Slc19a3
Product: solute carrier family 19 (thiamine transporter), member 3
Exons: 9
Coding region: 2934-4409 (491 amino acids)
Biological process (GO): transmembrane transport; vitamin transport
Cellular component (GO): plasma membrane
Molecular function (GO): thiamine transmembrane transporter activity
Source: RefSeq, a predicted model, not a curated record
CGAGAACCUACAUCCUGCCAGAAACCCAGGUUGCUUGGUUAUUGGAUCAGCAAGCAGCCUUCCGCUAGAAAGACAGGAAUCCGGGUGUUUGGAUUUGUUCAGGGGAUUUCAGAAGAGAGUGGCUGCCUGAGGGUGUGGUCUCCAGGGCAUGAAGAAAUCGGAAGGGAAGGAGGAGUCACUGCUCUGGCAGUGUUUCUGAAGACAGACUCUGAGGACAGGGCACCGUGGUGGGGAUUUGCAGUUGUAGACAGCCGGAAGGAGCAGAGGUUGAUGUGAAGGCAAGAGGCCAGACCCGAUUCCACAAAAAGAUAAACUCCGGCCACAGCAAGAAGAGUGAUUCUAUGCCGAGUCCCACGCAGCUCUUGAAAUUCCCAGGGUGAGGACACUGAGAGGAUGGAGAAAAAAAGGACAAGAAUCGGGAUACACAAAGCUAAGGCCAGAGGGAGCGCUCUCUCCUGAUGGGAAGGAAGGAAGAAACAAGAAAGAGGAGAAGAAGGGAGGGUCCCAACAGCUGCAGCGCACUUUUGUAUGCACGCAGGAGGCUGACUGUCACUGAGACCCCUCCACCUAACAGCUUGUCCACGUGGCUUGCCUGGCACACCCAGCGUUCUUGAGACUGGAGCAGCUUCUUUGUGUGACUCGCCUCAGGUGCUCUGCGUUCUGAGGCUGGCCUUGCUCCCGCCCCACGCGUGUGAUCGACCUCCAGCUUGAGCCGCUUCCCACAGCUGUUCCUAUAGUAAAUGAACAAGUGGACUUCAAGGCACUUGUCUAGUUGAAGACCUUCCUGGCCUUUCACUGUUGCCCCUGGCAAGUGAAGCACCCUCAGGAGAGCCACACAGCACCUGUCUUCUCAGAGCGAGGUUCGACUUUCGCACCUUCUGCAGUCCCGCCUGCCCUAACUCCUACACUCUGGUCUGUUCCUAUCACCUGCCCCACUCCAUCCCCACCUGUGUCCAACUACGCUCUCAGUUGUUUAUUCAGUCUCUUGGCACCCUCCUGGAAGGCGUACUACGUGUCAGGCAUUACGUUCUAUUCAUGUAAGGUAGAGCAGUGCGCCAGUCAGCAUGCCCUUUGGGGCUUAUACUGUACUUUAGAGGAGUAUAUUAGAUUUGUCUGCCUGGCUUUCCCAACUAAAUCUAGUCAUGCAGCUAUGUUAAAACUGUAAGGAGACAAAGGACUAUCCAGAGGGCAUAGUUCUAGGUCUCUGAGGUGCUUGGAGAAGAUGACUUGGAGUUAGUGUCCAAGGCCAUGGUCAGCAUAGAUGAACAGAAUGUUGCAGAUAGAGUCAGCAACUGCCACCCAUCAAGACUACCUUUCAAAGGAGAACCAGGCCUCAGUCAUCGGAUGCUCAGGAAACUUUUCUUUAAGACCAUAAAUUACAAAAAAAGAAGAACCCAGCAGACUCACAAGUAUCCCAUGAAGGAAGGAAAACCCGUGCUUUCUGUGCUGAGGGAGUAAGUGGAGGACGGUGAGCUUUGAUCUGCUGUUGGCAAAAUUUUCACACUGGCAGUCAGGAUAGCUCACUGCUGUUGGAAACCUGGUUAGAAAACCGUGCUGCUCAUUCGGCUAAACUACAACGUGCAGAGGGAGCGAGGGGAAAGCAGUGGUAGCAAUCAGAGGAGCAGGGGAUGGAACCGGACCACAAUCCUCAGAACAGGAAAGGGCGUCGGGCCAAGGGUGGGGACGGAUUUUACUGGAAGAGAAACAAAGAUUGAACACCAAAUAUGAGAACUUUUAAUUUGAGAUGAGACACUUAAAGCAGCCUUCAAAGGCCCUGGAAUGAGAAGAACAGCUAGUUUCCAACUAGUGUAGAAAGAUUUUAUAUAUAUAUAUAUAAUUGUAGAAUGGGAAAUUUGUCAACAUUGGCCAUAGAGGUUAAAAUCAGUCAUUGCUCCAACUACAAAUGUUACUAAAAACUACAGAAGACAAGGCAAAUGGGCGUAUAGUCAGUUAAAAACAUAAACUGCACAAUUUAGAAUUUAAAAACUCAUCAGUCAUGGUAUAGUUAUGGAGUUAGGGAGCUAAUAAUAAUUACAAAAUCUACUUCCCGACAUUGCAUACCGCAGAAGUGGACAGAAAGCUCUGUUUCACAUAGUCACUCAAGGAGCCACUCUAGUGUGAUCCCUACAAUCCUGUAGCCUACUAAAGUGGCUGCAACAGAAGAAAAGAGACUGAGGAAUUGGGCGUGGGAUCUGUGGUGUCUGAGGCCAACUGUGACACAUGCCUCUUGUGCUUACAUUCCCCUAACCAGAGAAAAUCACAUAGUUGUAUCUAACUUCGGGGGUGCUGAGAAUUGUAAGGAAGCUAAUAGGUAUUGAUUAAUAUCCAUGUUCCUGUUACCCAGGAAAAUAGUUAUGUGGUCGGGUAUAGAAUAUGCAAUACAUACAAAAGUGUUGCAAUAAAUAACACAAUUGGGAAUGGGUAAAAUGACACUUUUGUCAGUUUAAGUGAGUGAAAGAAUAUGUAAUACAAUAAUAGCACAGUCACCUAAUAAAAUAAGAGGAAAAGUAAUAACAAAUAUUGAUAUACUGCAAAAAAGGAAACUAUCCUAACAGGAGGUUUUAAAGUAACACUAAAUUACUGAUAGGUCAAAAAGGCCAUAAAAUACCAGUGAUGAUAUAAAAUGCUUGAAUAAUAAAAUAACCAAUUUUGAUUUCAUAUGCAUUCAAGAAUCCAUAUUAGUUUCAAGUACCCAUGUGUGAAUUAGAAUAAUUCAUCACUUAUUAGACAAUAAAUAUAUUUCAUGAAGUACAAAGAUUAUUUUAAAUUUACCAGCAAUUCCAUGAAUAAUGCAGUGUUGCCUAAAUAAAUUUAUUUUCCAUUCAAAAAGAAAAGCUGCUAUCUGGGACCACCCAUGAAAGGGAAAAGAGGGUGACAAGCCAUGGUGUGACUCUGCGGGUUCCGCUGUCUGGAUCCCUGGGAUUCUACCAGCGAUGGAUUCUUUUAGAACUUCACGAAGCAAUUCCUGGAUUUUUCCCACUGUGAUCCUCUGCUUAUUUGGAUUUUUCUCUCUGAUGAGACCAUCAGAACCAUUCCUUAUCCCAUAUUUAUCUGGACCCAAUAAAAACCUGACCAGCACAGAGAUCACGAACGAGAUCCUUCCCGUGUGGACCUACUCCUACCUGGCGCUCCUGCUCCCCGUGUUUGUCCUCACCGACUACGUCCGCUACAAGCCAGUCAUCAUCCUCCAAGGCGUGAGCUUCAUCGUGACCUGGCUGCUGCUCUUGUUCGGCCAAGGAGUAAGAGCCAUGCAGGCCGUCGAGUUCGUCUUUGGGAUGGUCUCGGCCACCGAGGUGGCCUACUACGCCUACAUAUACAGCGUGGUCAGCCCUGAGCACUAUCAGAGGGUGAGCGGCUACUGCAGGAGUGUCACGCUGGUGGCCUACACUGCAGCCUCGGCGCUGGCCCAACUCUUGGUGUCCCUGGCGAACCUGUCAUACUUUUACCUCAACGUCAUAUCCUUGAUCUCUGUCUCUGUGGCCUUUUUUUUCUCACUCUUUCUACCAAUGCCUAAAAAGAGCAUGUUUUUCCACGCACAACCCAGCAAAGAAGUUCCUCCAAAGCCACCGGGGAAGGAUGCUGCCCUAGGGGAGGCUCAGGAGGAUCACGGAGCAGAUCAGCAGAAAUCAUUCCGCAUUCCCGAGAAUCUGGGGGACAGCCUUAUGGGCAGCCGCAAGACUGGAAGCAUGGUUUUGAGGAUUUUUGUGCAGUGGUUCCAAGAUCUGAAGGAGUGCUACUCCUCCAAGCGUCUGUUUUACUGGUCCCUGUGGUGGGCUUUUUCCACGGCAGGUUUUAAUCAAGUUUUGAAUUAUAUUCAAAUCCUGUGGGAUUACAAGGCACCAUCCCAAGACUCUUCCAUCUAUAAUGGGGCGGUAGAAGCUAUUGCAACAUUUGGAGGGGCUCUGGCUGCCUUCGCAGUGGGCCAUGCGAAAGUCGACUGGGACCUGCUGGGGGAGCUGGCCCUCGCCUUCUUCUCCGUCAUCAGCGCUGGCUCCCUGUUCCUCAUGCAUUACACCCUCAGCAUCUGGCUGAGCUACGCUGGGUAUCUGAUUUUCAAGUCCAGCUACAUGCUUCUGAUAACCAUCGCGGUAUUUCAGAUUGCGGUUAAUCUGAGUGUGGAACGCUAUGCCCUGGUGUUUGGAAUAAACACUUUUAUUGCCUUGGUGAUUCAGACUAUCAUGACUUUGAUUGUAGUAGAUCCCAGAGGGCUCAACCUGGCAAUCAGCAUUCAGUUUUUAGUUUAUGGGAGUUAUUUUGCUGUCAUUGCUGGAAUUUUCCUAAUCAGAAGCACAUACAUUCUCUACUUGGUCAAAUGCCAGAAAGAAGAACAGAGACUACCUACAAUUCAGAGUCCAGCUAAGCCACACACAGAGGAGCCAAUUAAUACCGUCCUGUCAACAAAGCUCUAACCUUAUUGUAUCAGUACAGUAGUUUUCAAAUCAGUGACUAAAAGGGUGGGAUUUUGAGAUGGAUAUACGGACAUGUUCGAUAAGCUGGAUCCCAAUGGACCUUUCAAAAAGCACGACAGAACCUUAGCUUUAGACCGUAUAUCUAUGUGCACAGCUGAAUUGCGUGCAGUUGGCAAAGCCCAUCACAGUUAAAGAACCCAUGUUGGAAACCCAUGUGCAUAGAAACCUAGUCCUGAUCACUUCUAAGAACAUGCAAAUGGCACAAAAACAAACCAGGAAGAAACACCACCCCUCCUGGUGGACUCCUGCCCACCAGUGGAUGGAAAUCCUAACUGGACUGACCCUAUAUUUGGGCUAGGUGCUUCUUGUGACUGAAGGAGGCAACACAAGGGGCAUUUUGGUCACAUGAGCCAUUUUUCUUCCUCUUCCAGCAAGUGUGCUUCUGGUUUAACUUCUACUCUGAGAGAAUUACAAAGGUUGAUCUCAUUUCUAAAGAGUCUUUCUCAACCUUAUAAACCUUGCAUUAUCCACCAGCUAUGGUUUGAUACAAUCACUAUUUUUAUCUUUUAUAAUUAUUUUUCAUUUUUGCUUUUUUGAGCUUUGCGCUAUAACUACCUCAGAAAUUGCUAACAGGUAACUGUGUGUCACUGGAUGACACUGAGCUAGAAGAGGUAUUGUUAACCCAGUCUGUGUAUUAAUGUUCUAUCAGUAUAAUGUCUAAAGUAGAACACUAGAAGAAAUUUCCAGAGGUUUCUAGUAAUAUUUAUAAAUGAAGAAUACUUGGAGGAAUUAGAUGCCUGAUAUUUUUAUUCAUUUAUUUUUUACUUUCUUUUUUUGGUGCUAGAGAUUAAAACCAAGGCCUCAUGGGUGCUAAGCAGAUCUGUCAUUGAACUACACCCUAGUUCCCGAAAUACCCAGCCAGCUUUGCCACACCCUAAUCUCCUAUGUCAGAACAUACUAUCUUGCAUGCCUGGAACUGACUUGUAUAAAAUUUUUUCAUUACAGUAUUUUUUAAAGACCAAAGAAUUUUAACUAAAGUUCAAAGGGAACAGGGAAAAUAUGUUAUGGUGCAUUGUAUAAUCACCUGUAAUAACAACAUUAAAAAUGAGAAAAUACUUUAAACAGCAACAUAGAAAGAGCUCUAAAAUACAUCAAGUAGAAAAAAAAGUUAAGCGCCAAAAUAAUAAUAAAUGCAGUAAAUUCAUAAUCUGCAUAAAAGGAAGAAGACUGGCCAAAUUACGUGUGCAUAUAAUUUUUCUGUAAGUACAAACAUAAUGAGUAACAGUAAUUACCUGCUAUCAAGUAAUGAAGGGGGGAUACUUCUCCUGAUAUUUCAUGUUUUCAGCCUAUGAAGCACCCACCCCCAAAUAAAAUCCUGCUUCAGAAAAAAAGUGUUUAACCUUGGAAAAUUAGCAUUCAAGUAUAAGGAACUAGCGAUUUGUUAUAUGUAACCACCACCCUGAUGGUUUUACAGUUUUUGCAAUGUACAUAAAUAACUAAAUGUGCAUUUACAAUUAAAAGGAAAAGCAAGAGAAGAAAAACAGAUCUAGCACUAAAAAUUAAGUGAAAUGCUCUAUUUGUUACGUCAUUAAAGAAAAAAUGUUUUCAUUUGGUUGUUGUUGUUGAGUUAAAUCCUUUUAUGUAAGUGCCAGCCACAUAGGCUCAGCUCAUGGUCAUCCCCACACCAGUUCCUGUUCCCCUGUCCAAAGUCAAGCACAUAGAAAUAGUACAGCUUGAAUUCAGGCAUGUCUGACCACAAGAGCUGUGAUCUUUCCACUGUGGGAUAUAAUGUGUCUUCAUUAAAGACAAAGACCACUAGAGGACCCCCAAGUCAGCAGAAUAUCAACUCAAAGAACUGCGAGAAAUUGAAAUGGUGUGAGUUUUUAAAGGAUUUCUGGAUUUUCUCAGAUGUAAGUAGGAGUCAUUUUGAUCUAAAGAAUCUUCCUAUUUCAAAAACAGAAAUUCUAUGUAAUUAUGCUCUACAGGAAACCAUAAAAGUCAGGGGAAAGUAUAAAGGAUCACGUGGUCUCUUUUAAAGCACUCACUCAGAAACUAGCAGGAAGAUAAAUUGGGUCAGUAGACAAACAUGCUAUUCCAUAGAAUGCUGGAGACCAAAGGACAAGAUCUGGGAGGAAUAGUUAAAUCAGCAUGCUCAGGUCAAGAGAGUUAUGACCAGAAGAAAUUACCCAUAGUUGAACUGAGUCCUGAGUUUGAGCUUUUGAAAACACUUUGAAAUUUCAAUUUUAUCAGGGCACUUACCUUCUCUUGGAAGUAGUAGGCUGGAUCCAAUAAAAUAGCAUAUAAAAUUAUUGCGAUUUAUACUCAGAACAUCAAUUCUCUCCUAUAAGUAUUUGAAUUAUAAAUAUCAAGUAUUUUAAAAUAUGGUCUAUCUUGAACAUGAGAAAAAAAUUUUGUUGA